GUGAACAAAACACUGAAGUCAUUGUAUCUGGCAGACAACAAGUUUAGUCAUUUGGCAGGAAAACAGCUUGGAGCAGCAAUAGGGCAGAACGAAACGCUUGAAACACUGGAUCUCAGUUGGAAUCAGUUUAGAGAAGGAGGGGCGGCAAAGUUGCUGGAGGGAGUCAAGGACAACAUCGGCCUGAAGACACUUAACUUAGCCUUCAAUGCAUUCAAUCAUGGUGCAUGUAAGCCAACUCAAUCACUGGGUACAACCUUGUCAGGGAACUCGACUCUUCGCUCACUGGAUGUUUCCAACAACAGACUCUCCGAUUCUGACCUUUUUAUGGUGGCCAAGGGUAUCAAGAAAAAUGAAACUCUGGAAAUCUUAAAGAUCGGACAGAACGUGGUCAGUUAUCGUGGAACAGCCGUUUUGAUCAAGGUUGUGGUGUCUAGCGAGAAUUGUAGGAUAACUCUCUUAGACAUGACGGAUUUGCCUAUAGCCAAAGAUUCCUUAAGUGACGUGGAGAUUUUAAGAUCUAGAGGAGUGAAAGUCGUUCAUGGACCCGUGCAUCAAACAGAAACCAAGUUUGAUUCAGAAUCACCAGCCACAAAAACAGAUAAGAAACGUAAUGAAAAAAACUUGAAGAAAAAGAGAUAA
Candidula unifasciata is the source of this 639-nucleotide messenger RNA. The record is from the annotation of a GenBank genome assembly. Lineage: Eukaryota; Metazoa; Mollusca; Gastropoda; Stylommatophora; Geomitridae.